UGAUUUUUCAAAUUAUUUAAUUAUAGUGAAUAUUGAAUAGUGAACUGUGAUCGUUAUGAUUAAAUCAUGUUGUUUAGAUUUAGGCAAUGCUGAAUAGUUAAUUUAAUCAUAAAUAUUUUUAUAUUAGAAUCAAUUAUUUAUUUACUACUGGUGUCAUCAUGUUUUACAAUAAUUUUUACAAUGUUGAACCAUUCAAAGCCAUUAAUUUGGAGUUCAAAAUGUUUUCAACCGAAGAUAUUACAAAACUGUCUGUAGCACGUAUAGAUUCACUAAUAUCAUUUACUCCUUUGGACGAACCUGUGCUUGGAGGAUUAUACGAUCCUCGUCUCGGACCAUCUCACAUGAAGUCUGGCAAAUGCUUGACUUGUAACCAAAAUUUUGUUUCAUGUUCUGGCCAUUUUGGUCAUAUCGAAUUACCUUGUCCAGUUAUUAAUCCGAUUUAUACUUCGUCCGUUAUUCAUCUAUUAAAAAUAAGCUGUUUGUCAUGCUUUAGAGUUAUGUUGCCACGAGAAUCGACUUUAUUAUUGGCAGCACAGUUAAAACUUCUUGAUAGUGGUCAAAUAAUUGACUGUCAUGAUUUAGCUACUGAGAUAAACGGGUUAAGUGAAGAUGGAGAUAUACAAUUGUCAGAUGAUCAAUUAGAAACAUUCAUUAAUGUAUAUUUAAAAGACCGCAUAACAGACGAUAAUUUAUCUUACACGAAAUGUACAGAAGAUAGCCGACAAACUUUUAUUACUGAAACUCUUAAUCAGGUAAACAAAUUUAAAUUUGAAUUGUUUUUAAUUGAUCAUAUGCAGUAUGAUAAUGUUUAAUAUAGAAUUAUAGAACAUUUCCUAUUGGAUAUUUUUGACAAAGAAUGACAUUUUCUCAAUUUUAUUUUUUUAUACAUUUUAAAUAUUUGUAUAAAUAUCAAUAUUGUAAGUUAAAAAAAAAAUAAUAAUAAAUUUCCAUGUAUCUUUAUAUUUAAAUAUGUUUAAAUAUUAAAUAGAUAAUAAUUACUCAAUAUUAUGAAGAAAAAAAAAGAUUAUAAAUAAAUAUAAGUAAAACAAAAUAGGUUGUUAUUUCUAUAUAAAAAUGAUAUAUUUUGUAAAGAAAUCAUUAAAUAAUACUAUUUUUUUAAAUUAAGUUUUUUUUUUUUGUAAAUUUUUACUACUUAAUUUGAUUUUUAAAGUGCUCUGAUAAACGUCUAAAUAUUUUGAUGCUAAGUUCUCAAAUUUUUAAGGGCCUCUUUCUCCUAUGUUAAUAAAGACAUUACCAUUUACCUUUUAUUUUUUUAAAUCAAGUUUACGGUUUAUAACUGACCAUAAUUAGUCGUUUAUUUUAUAAUCUCUAUUUCAAAUAUAACAUUUACAUAGAUGAGAGUGAAAUCUAAAUUUAUUACUGAUACAUUCAAUAAUUUUUUUUUCUACUUAUGAUUUUUAUCGUGUUUUUCUUAGUACAUUCCAUAAAUAAGAAGUAAAUAUUGGUGAAGAACACUGUAAUGCAAAACCGUUUGAUUUUAUACUAGUUCUCUUGUAAGAUUCAUUGACAUAUAUUAUUUAUAUAUUCUAUUAAAGUACAACAAUAAUUGUUUGAUAUCUUAAUCUUUGAUGUCAUUUGAUAAAUCAUACAACAUUAAGAUACUUAAAAAGUUUAAUGACACUGCCGUGAAUACCAUGAGACAUAUACAUACAAAAUCAACACUAAUUUUCAUUGGUAAUUAGUUUUUAUAAUUUGAAUAUUUAUUAUUAUACUGAUUAUAUUGAUAUUGGAGAUAUUAUAAAAUAAAUUUUUUUCAUAGAAUUUAACUGGAAAUUAACAAAAAUUAAAAGAAUCUUACUUACCUAAAUAUUAUAAAUAAUUUUGUAUGAGUUUCGGUGCCUCCGAAAAGUGCUUGCGGUGCCCUUAAUGCACCGCACUGCACAGUUAGGGAAUUCAUAGUUUAGAAAAUUUGAAUUAUAUUUUAAACGUUUUUACAUAAAUUUUAACCAUUGAACUACUACUAAAUGUAAUACAACUUUGAACAGUUAAAUGAUUUCAAUCAAGUCAUAUAAGAACUUUAUCUUAUUAAUCUGUGCAAUUGAUGGGUGUUUUGAACACUAUUAUAGAUUUCAAUGUUACAUAUAAUAUUAAUAAUAUAUAUUAAUUAUACUAUAAUAGUACUAUAACAUUGCAAUGGGUUUUUGUAAAAUAUUUUGAUAUAUUUAUGAAAAUAUUAGACAAUUACAAAAUUAAAAAAAAGAAUUGGAGAAAAUGAAUGAAGUAAAAAAUGUAUAUGGAAAAAAUGUCCUACUAGGUUGAAAAUAUUCAGGGAGUAGGGAAUUAUGUUAACCAAUAUUAUUAAUAUUUUUAAUUAUAUUUUAUUCUUGAUGUAGGUGAUUCGGCAAGCUUCUUGUGGUUAUUGCAAUGAAUUACUUUCAACAGUUUCAAAAUCAUAUUCAAAAAUUUGUAUUGCCAAACCAAGUAAUAAAAAAACAGAAAAAAAAUUAAAGGAAUAUUUGUUCCCAUUGGAUAUAAAAAAUCUAAUGAGAGAGCUGUGGAAAAAUGAAAAAAAAUUUAUAUGUGCUUUAAUACCAGCCUUAGCUGGUUUAAACAUAGAAUAUCCAACAGAUGUUUGUUUUAUGUCUGCAGUACUUGUAACUCCAUCAAAUCUUCGUCCAAAUGUUAUGGUCAAAGGAAAAAUAGUAGAGAGUCCAAGAAAUGUUGCGUAUAAGUCUAUUUUACAAGAAAUUAAGCUUAUACAAUAUAUACAGUUACUACAAAAAAAAAAUGAUGAACAAAUUUCAGAUGAAAUCAUGGAACUUGUCAAAUAUAGUCAAGGAGAAGACAAUAUUGAAAAAAUGCAAAUUUGUAUGCAUAACUUACAAAUGUGUGUUGAUGCUCUUUUAGAUGGAACUACUUUUAAAUCCCAUAGUAGUAAUAAAGAAACAACACUUCGAAUUGGUUUGAAACAGUUAUUGGAAAAAAAAUCUGGUAUUAUUCGUCAAAAUAUGAUGGGAAAACGUGUUGAUUACUUUGCACGUUCUGUUAUUACACCUGAUCCAUAUUUAGCAACUGAUGAAAUUGGUAUACCAGUUGAAUUUGCAAAAAAAUUAACUUACCCUGUAGCUGUUACUGACUGGAAUAAUAAAGGAUUACAUGGCAUUGUAUUAAAUGGCCCGAAUCAUUAUCCAGGUGCAAAUAUGAUUGAAACAGAUGUAGGAACUGUAAAGUGGUUGUCUCCUACAAAUAAGUCACGUAGAGAAGCUUUAUCAAAAACCCUCUUCCAUAGAGGGUCUAACUCUAGAGGUCCUCAAAUUGUUCACAGACAUGUUAUUGAUGGAGAUUUGAUGCUUGUUAACCGACAACCCUCUUUACAUAAACCUAGCAUCAUGGCACACAGAGUAAAGGUUUUGAAAGGAGAAAAAACAUUGAGAUUACAUUAUGCAAACUGCAAAGCAUAUAAUGCUGAUUUUGAUGGUGAUGAAAUGAAUGUUCAUUUACCUCAAAGUGAAUUGGCAAAAUGUGAAGCUAAGGAAUUGGCAAGUGCUGUUAACCAAUAUUUGGUACCUCGUGACGGUACUCCUUUAAGUGGACUUAUUCAAGAUCAUAUAAUUUCAAGUGUAAGAAUGACAAUUAGAGGUCGUUUCUUUACCAGAAGAGAGUAUAUGCAUUUUGUUUAUCAAGCAUUAUGUUCAUUUGAUCUUGACAUCAAGACUGUGCCCCCAGCUAUCUUUAAACCUGUAAUGUUAUGGUCUGGUAAACAAAUUAUAUCAACAUUAAUUAUCAAUUUGACUCCGCAUAGCUGUAAAUCAUUCAUAAAUCUAAUGUCUAAAUCUAAACUCGAAUCGAAAUUUUGGAACAAUCCAAACAAUUACAAGUACCCAGAUUUAUUAUCAGAAUUUAAUUUUAUAAUACGGAAUGGUGAUUUAUUAUCCGGAAUUCUUGACAAAAAUCAUAUAGGAGCUUCUACUUAUAGUUUAAUACAUUGUUUUUAUGAGUUAUAUGGUGGACAAUACUCUGCAAAGUUAUUAAGUGCAUUUAGUAAAUUAUUUACUGUCUAUCUACAAUUUGAUGCCUUCACUCUAGGUGUAGAAGACAUAUUAGUGACUGAAAAAGCGGAUUAUCAACGGCAAACUGCUAUUAUUGAGUCUAACAAUGCUGGUCCUUUAGCUGCUUUGGAAUCUUUAGAUAUUGAAUAUAUAAGUGAAGAAGUGACUACAAAAAAGUUAGCAGAAUCUUAUAGUAAAAGUAAUCAUUUUUCUGCACUAGUCGAUAGAAAUUAUAAAAAACAUCUACAACCGUUUACGAAUAAAAUUUCUAAAGCAUGUAUUCCCAAAGGAUUACUUCAACCAUUCCCUAGUAAUAAUUUACAACUUAUGGUUCAAUCUGGAGCUAAAGGAUCUACUGUAAACACUAUACAGAUAUCUUGUUGUUUAGGACAAAUUGAGUUAGAAGGCAAACGACCCCCUAUGAUGAUUUCCGGUAGGACUUUACCAAGUUUUCCACCAUUUGAUACACUUCCUAAAGCUGGAGGAUUUAUUGGAAGUAGAUUUAUGACUGGUAUUCAACCACAAGAAUUCUUUUUUCAUUGUAUGGCUGGGCGUGAAGGUCUUAUUGAUACCGCUGUUAAAACUAGUAGAAGUGGUUAUUUACAACGUUGUUUGGUUAAACAUCUUGAAAGUCUUAUUGUCAAUUAUGAUAUGACUGUUAGAGAUAGUAAUGGUAGUAUUAUACAAUAUUUAUACGGUGAAGAUGGUUUAGAAGUGACCAAAAGCAGUUUUUUUAAUGAAAAACAAUUCGGUUUCUUAGCUGAUAAUAUAGAUUCUUUUAAAGCUCUUAGAAAAAUAAGAAAUGAUGAGUGUUAUAAGGAAAUUGACAAAAAGCUUGAAGAGAUAAAGUCUGCAGUGAGGAAAAAUGAAAGUUCAAGUAAUGAAAUCACAAGAGAAAAUGAAUUCCUUCAUUGGUGUAGACAAAAUGUUAAUAAUGUAAGAAAGUCUAAGAAAAUCAAAAAUGGUCGGUAUGUAAGAGACAUAAAAAUGUGCAAAAAAUGGUAUGAAAUUGAUGACAAAAUGAAAGAAUUGUAAGUAACUACAUACUAAAAUUAUAAUUAUUUUUAUUGAACAAAACUAUUUAUCUCUAUUUGUACGUAAAAAAUAUAUCAGACUUUAAGAUAAUUUCAAAAACUAAAUCUUGUUUAUUAUGUAUACACACAACAUAUCUAAGAAUAGUAAAAUAAUUGUAUGUAUAUAAAAUAAAUCUGUAUAUAUUAAUAAUAUAACUUGUACAAAUAAAUAAAUAAAUCAUUAUUUUUAUUUUUAAAAUAUGUUAUAGAAAGUAAAUUAAAUAUUUUGUAGAAUGAGAUCCAAAAUUAUUACUAAAAAAACUUUUAUUCCAAUAUAGUUACACUGAAAAAUUAAGCAGUCUUCCUGAUCCAAUUGGUGCAGCUUUUCAUCCUGGAGGACACUAUGGUUUAAUAUCAGAAAAAAUGGACCUCUCUAUUGAUAAUUACUUUAAAACUAAGUACAUAUAAAAUACUUUUAUACAUUUAUCAUGUUCAAUGUGUUUUAACUUUUAAUAUUUUUUGAAUAUUCUGUGUCCUUUAGUAAUCAUGGUUUGAGCAAAGAAGAUCAACAAACUGCUAGAGAAUUAAUACGUCUUAAAGCUAUGGCAGCAACUGCAGUAGCCGGUGAACCAGUAGGUUGUAUUGCUGCCCAAUCUGUAGGUGAACCAUCUACACAGAUGACAUUAAAUACUUUUCACUUUGCUGGUCGUGGUGAGAUGAAUGUUACCCUAGGUAUUCCUAGAUUGCGUGAGAUAUUAAUGAUGGCUACAAAAACUAUUAAAACUCCUUCAAUGGAAAUACCAUUUAUUCAAUCUAAAAAGUGAUUAUUAACUUUAUUAUAAUUUAUUAGUGUAGUUAAAUAAUUUAAAUAUUUUAUCUAAAUGUUUAGUGUUCAAAAAAAUGCAGAGAAUUUACGGAAACUUAUGACUAAAAUAACAUUGAAAGAUGUUUUAUCUAAAGUUCAAGUGCGAGAACGAGUAAAAUUAAAGCCAGUUAGGCAUAUGCGUUAUGAUUUAACGUUGCAUUUUUUACCACAUCGUUGCUAUGAUUCUAUAACUCAUUUAACACCAAAAGCAGUUAUGAAAUUUAUUAAAUUCCAAUUCACGGACUAUCUAAAAAAAAUGUUUUCAAAGAAUUUAUCAAAGAAUUUUAGUGGAGAAUUAAUUUCCGAACAAGCUAAAAAAGCAAUUAAAUUAAAUAGAGAAAAAGAUAACAUUGAUGAAAAUAAAUUAUUAGUAAGUAUAUUAUAUUUCUUAUAAUCUCUUGCUUUAUCUUGAGUUAUUUCAAGCCAUGGCUUUUAAAAUUAGUAUGAAAUUCUGGAAUUUUAAUUUUAAACUUGACCCUGUAUUAAAAACUCCAAAUUGUAUUAUAUGAUUACACGCACACGCACAUGGUCAUUUUAACCAAAUAUAUAUUAUAAUAUAUUCAAUUUUCAUAUAUACACAUUUUUACUUUACCUAUUAUUUUUUAUUGUUACACUGUUAAUUUAAAUAGUAACAUGCAUUUAAAUUUUAAUAAAUAAAAAAAAAAAAAAAUUAAUUAUUAUUUAUAUUGUAUAGAUAAUAAUACUAUUGUACUAUGAUUCUUAUAAUAAAUAACUUGAUAACAUAUCCCAUAUUUUUCAUCUACUGUACAACAAUAUAGUAACACGUAGCCUAUAGGCAAUGUCGCUGUAGGGUUUUAUGAGUUUUUAUUUUUUUUUAUUAAUUUUAACGGGACAAGCCCUUUACAUAAGAUAUAAUACUUUAUAGAACAAACUAUAGAAAUACUAUCACUAUUACACGCUCUACAGCUGAAUAGAUAAUUAAAUAUAUUAUUUGCAUCUUGCUAUAAUAAUUAAAAAUAUUAUUUAGCACAUUGAUGAAUAUUACUCCUAUAGCAGUAAUAUGUAAAAUGUCAUAUUACGUCACUACUGAUGAAGCAGUAAUCUUUUCAAUGGUAUCAAAUCAUAGAAGAUAGUAGACUGCCAUAUUACAGCAUUCUAUACUGACAAUUUACUUAGAUUUUGGAUGUAGGCUUAGCAUUACUAAUAUAACAGUAAAAAUUAUAUUACAAGUGUCAUUCAAUGUGUUAAAAAUGUUAACUACAGUAAGUUCUAAUUACAUUAAGUUACAGUUAAAAUAUUUUAUGAGUUAUGUGUCCAAAUAAAAUAACCAGGUCAUUUAGACAAGUGUGCGUGUAUGCAAUGUUAAAGCCUUAUUUUCAUAAAUAUUAAUUAUUCAAAUUUUGAAAAUAUAUAUUAUUAUUUUAUUACGUAAUUAAUAUUAUAAACACUUUAACUUUUUAUCAUGAUCAUACAUUCUAAGGGUAAGUCAUUUUUUAUCGAAAUCAGUAUUAAAUUUAAAAAAAUGUAUAUCCUGGAAAAAACAAGGAAUAGACAGGAAAAACUCUAAAUUUAAUUUUGUGGCAACUAUAUAUUUUCUUUAAAAUUUAAUUUUCUUGGUUCUUUAUCAAUCUACAUUUAUUUAUUUAUUUUUCAUUUCCAUUCUAACCUGUACCUUUACUUAUCUACUGAUUGUAUUUCCAAAAUAAAGUCAUUACGGUUUUAUCUGCAUAUUCAGUCUACACCUUUUAAAUAUCUCUCUUGACUUAUAUUAUUUCCUAAUAUUUCUCUUUUCUCUAUAUACUCUUACACUUAUGAUACCUAGUUUAUCUUCAGUUUUGUAGCUCCUUGUAAUUUGUUGAUACUUAUGCAUUGUUCAUUUUUGAUACUUGUUUAUAAUAUUCCUAAGUCUUGGUUUUAAUUUAAUUUAUUUUGUAACUGAUUAUUUUUCCAUUUUUUUUAACCAACCUUUGCAUAUUGUUCCCACUAAUCUCUUCCUAACAAUGCUUAUUCACACAUCGUAUUAUAAUGUAUUUUUGAACAGCUUGUACUAAAUAAAUUGUUUUUAUCCCAGUGUAUUGACUGUUAGGCCAUUUGGUGUAAGCAUGAAAAAUCAAAUUAUUCAGAAGAGCCCAAAAUCCAUCUAUGUAUGUUUUAACUUGUUCUAAAUUUAUUAACUAUAAUUUUUAAAAAUCGUAAAUAUUAUGGUCUUUCAAAACAAUUUAGGGUGCCGAUUAUUAUUUAAGUUAAAAGAAUUUAAGUAGUGCUGACUUGAAAUUUGUUUCAAUACAACUAAAAUUAAAUUUUUUAAAGUUUGAGUUUGAUUUAACAUAUUUAACAGGUAUCAAUUUAAGCUCAGAGUUUUUCGAAAAGUGUAAAAUAUCUAUUUUUGGCAUAUCCUUUAGAUUUUAUAGGCUAUUAAAGCCUUUUUCUGCUUUUCUGAUUCAUAACAAUAUUAUCUGCAUUUUCAAUCCGUUUCUUCCACAUGAUUUAAAUCUUUCUUUAACCAUUCUAGUUAUCGGUUGGUUUUCCUCUGGGGCAUAUUUUAUUUAAUUUAGAGACUAGUACUUGCCUCAAUAGUCUGUCUUUAUCUCGCCAAAUAUGUCCGGCCCAUUCCAGUUUUUUUGAGACAAAACAUUUUUGGAUAUUUGGCCCAUUAAAGAUUUUUUCAAUAUCUGCAUUUGUUUUUCUUUUAUAUUACCCUGUCUCCGUACUGUAUCCCAUCUAUCACCCCCAAGUCAUAUAUUCUUCUGAGAACUUUCCAUUUAAAGACUAGUAAUUUUGUUUUAUACUUUUUUGUUGUUGACCAAAUCUCACAACAAUAAAUUAAUAUAGGCCAUAGAUAUGAGAUAUAAAGCUUCCUUUUGGUUUCUUUUGAGAGAAGCUUAGAUCUAAAUAUUUUGUUCGUUGAAUAUUAUUCUCGAUUUACUGUAUCCAACCUUCACUUAUUUCGUUAUGCAUGUCAUUUCUGUUAUUUAGAUUGACCCCCAAAUAUUUCAGAUUUACUACUUGUUCAAAUGUAUAUUCAUGUACAGAUAAAUUCUGUAAAAUGCUUGGGGGUCUGCUCAUGGUUAUACACUUUGUAAUAAAUAAUACAUAAUACCUACAAUACUACAAUAAUAGUUAUACCUAUACUAUUUGUUUGUAUUUUAAUAAUUUAAGAGGAUAAUUGUAAAAACUAAAACCAAGAAUUUUCAAAAAAAUAUGAACACUGAGCAUAAUAUAUAUAUUUUUCUUUAUUUAACAAAAAUAGUUAACUUAAUGUCAAAAUAUAAUGGUACUUUUAUUGGUAGUUUCUAGAUCCACAAUUAUGAGUAUAAAAUUUUUUCGUAAAUUUAAUAAUUGACCCGGUAUAAGCCAAAAUCUACAAUUUUACUCUUUUUUAUAGAGCUUUGGGCUUAAGUCGGCACCUGUUUAUAUUAAUAUAUUUAUCAAGCUUAAAAUUUAGUAGACUUAUAUAUAGGUGGAUUGAAACAAAUUUCUAGCCAGUACUCUUCAAACUUUGAAUAAAAAUAUUUUUACUAUAUAAAAAAGAAACCCGAUAAUAAUUAAAACAUUAUCAAAACACUUGGCCGUAAUCAACAAUAUCAUUGUCAGGUAAAAACAAAACAGUCAUUAGUAAAAUUAAACAAACAAUGUAGCUUACAUCAAAUAGUCUAUUAACAAUCAAUAUAUUAUAAUUAUUAAUAUUACUCAUAAAUUAUGAAUUUUAGAUGUUUUUGUACAUUUUGACAUUUUAAUUGAACAUAUUUUUUUUUUUUAUGUAUUCGUUGCACACAAACCUGGUCUUAGCUUAUAAUCUUUAUGACUAUUAUUAUUUGAAAUUAUAUUUCAGGAUGAAAGUGAACCCCAAGAUAUACCUAAAACAAAUAAUGCAAUCGAUUCAGAUAGUGACUCAGAGGCCGGAGAAUUUGAUUCAGCAGCUAUGAAAAGAAAGUAUGUUUUUAAAUAUGUAUUUUCAAAAUAUGGUAGUGAAAUAAAUAAUUGAUUAUAAUAUUUCUAGAGCUCAAACAGAAGAAUAUGAUUACGAAAAAGAUGAAGAUGAUCCACAAAGUGAUGGAGAAAUUGAAAUUAAUGAAAAACAAAGUGAAUGUAAUAACUCAGUUAUUCUAGAAAGUCAAACUAAAGAUAUUGAUGAUGAGUCAAUAAUGGAUCCAUCAAAUAAUAAUAUUAACCAAACUGAUCUGAAUGAGGAGGUUAUAAAAAAAGAUUAUUCGGGAAUUGUAGUUCAAGUUAUUGAGUAAGAUCCAAUGUAUAGUUCAUAAAACAAUAAGUACUAUUUGUUUUUAUUUCUUACAGACAUGACAAGAAAUUUGCAUAUGCUAAAAUUAGUGUAACUAUACCUUUAGAUUACAAAAGAAUUGAUUUAACAGCUUUAAUUAAAGAUUUGGUGGAUCGAGUAAUAAUUCACGAAAUACCUGGUAUCAAUAGAGCAAUUUUAACUGAAGAAGACAAUAAAAUAAUAUUGAAAACUGAGGGUUCACGUGGUGUAGCAGAAUUGUUUAAGUUCUCCGAUAGUUUAGAUUUAAAUUUGUUGUACUGUAAUGAUAUACAAAUGAUGUUGAAUACUUAUGGUAUAGAAGCAGCAAACAGGGUUAUUAUUAAAGAAAUUAAGAAUGUAUUCAAGGUUAGAAUAGCUUAUUACAAUAAUCAAUCAAAUUUCAUAUUAAUUGUAUAUCAUUUUGAAUUUAGGUUUAUGGUAUUAAUGUAAAUCCACGACAUUUAUCAUUAAUAGCUGAUUAUAUGACCUACGAUGGUAAAUUCAAGCCAUUAAAUAGACUUGGUAUGAAUGGCUGUCCAUCUCCAUUGCAACAAAUGUCAUUUGAAUCCACUCUAAAUUAUUUAAAGAAAUCUACAUUACGAGGAUUAAAGGAUAAUUUGAUGUCUCCAUCAAGUGCUCUUAUCGUUGGUCAACAAGCUCGAAUUGGCAGUGGACUUGUAAAAUUGUUAUGGCAAUAAAAUUAUGUGCCACUGUGUAAUGAAAUUCUUAAUUUUG
This is a messenger RNA of Cinara cedri, 10842 nucleotides long. The record is from the annotation of a GenBank genome assembly. NCBI's taxonomy places the organism in Eukaryota, Metazoa, Arthropoda, Insecta, Hemiptera, Aphididae.